Zalophus californianus (California sea lion) is the source of this 2632-nucleotide messenger RNA. It is a transcript of the gene ISM1, whose product is annotated as isthmin 1. The coding region runs from base 31 to 1425 and encodes 464 amino acids. NCBI's taxonomy places the organism in Eukaryota, Metazoa, Chordata, Mammalia, Carnivora, Otariidae. The transcript is spliced from 6 exons. Gene Ontology annotation, biological process: negative regulation of angiogenesis. The record is from RefSeq and is a predicted model, not a curated record.
CCGGGUCCUAAAGCCGCGCGUCUCAAGAGGAUGGUGCGUCUGGCGGCGGAGCUGCUGCUGCUGCUGGGGCUGCUGCUGCUCACGCUGCACAUCACGGUGCUGCGCGGUUCGGGAGCCGCCGACGGGCCCGACGCGGCCGCGGGCAACGCCAGCCGGACCCAGCUGCAGAAUAACCUCCACAUGGAAAGUGACUCUGCAUCAGAAACGAGCUUUCCUUUCUCCAAAGAAGCAGCAGGGGAACAUCUGGACCACCAGGCUGCACACCAACCCUUCCCCAGACAGCGAUUCCGGCAAGAGCCUGGGCACCCUUCACUGCAAAGAGAUGGCCCCAGAUCCUUUCUCCUUGAUCUACCAAACUUUCCAGACCUUUCCAAAGCUGACAUCAAUGGGCAGAAUCCAAAUAUCCAGGUCACCAUAGAGGUGGUGGACGGUCCUGACUCUGAAGCAGAUAAAGAUCAGCAUCCAGAGAAUAAGCCCAGCUGGUCAGUCCCAUCCCCCGACUGGAGGGCCUGGUGGCAGAGGUCCUUGUCCUUGACGAGGGCCAACAGCGGGGACCAAGACUAUAAGUACGACAGUACCUCAGAUGACAGCAACUUCCUCAACCCCCCCAGGGGGUGGGACCGUCCAGCCCCGGGCCACCGGACUUUUGAAACCAAAGAGCAGCCAGAAUAUGAUUCCACAGAUGGUGAGGGCGACUGGAGUCUCUGGUCUGUCUGCAGUGUCACCUGUGGGAACGGCAACCAGAAACGGACCAGGUCUUGUGGCUACGCAUGUACCGCAACAGAAUCUAGGACGUGUGACCGUCCAAACUGCCCAGGAAUUGAAGACACCUUCAGGACAGCUGCCACCGAAGUGAGUCUCCUGGCGGGAAGCGAAGAGUUUAAUGCCACCAAACUGUUUGAAGUUGACACGGACAGCUGCGAGCGAUGGAUGAGCUGCAAAAGUGAGUUCUUAAAGAAGUACAUGCACAAGGUGAUCAAUGACCUGCCCAGCUGCCCGUGCUCCUACCCCACCGAGGUGGCCUACAGCACCGCAGACAUCUUCGAUCGCAUCAAGCGCAAGGACUUCCGCUGGAAGGACGCCAGUGGGCCCAAGGAGAAGCUGGAGAUCUACAAGCCCACGGCCCGGUACUGCAUUCGCUCCAUGCUGUCCCUGGAGAGCACCACGCUGGCCGCCCAGCACUGUUGCUAUGGCGACAACAUGCAGCUCAUCACCAGGGGCAAAGGGGCAGGGACCCCCAACCUCAUCAGCACCGAGUUCUCAGCGGAGCUCCACUACAAGGUGGACGUCCUGCCCUGGAUUAUCUGCAAGGGCGACUGGAGCAGAUACAAUGAGGCCCGGCCUCCCAACAAUGGACAGAAGUGCACGGAGAGCCCCUCGGACGAAGAUUACAUCAAGCAGUUCCAAGAGGCCAGGGAGUACUAAGGAGAUGUCACCUCCGGUAUUUUGACACAAACGCACUGCGCUGAUCUGCCGCCGGGGCAGAGUUCGUCUUCUCCUCAUCCAUGGAUAUUUGUAUAUACCACGUGGGUAUUUUCCAUAAAUUACAUUAGGGGUGCGCACCAGGCCCGGAUGACUGCCGUCUGAAGCCACCUUGCCACCCGAAAUGCCCGCAGAGCUCCUUGGAAUCCCUCUGAGGGGUGAUGUCAGCAGGAGGAUGAGGGCAAAGGAGCCAGAAGAACCUGGAAGCCAUAGUGGAUGGGAUUCAAUUCACACCCAGAUCCUGCGCUUCCAGGAGAAGCAAAGAGGGAAAGACUGAGUUGUAAACGUUAUAAGCAGUUUUUAUAUAUAACUUAUUUAAUAUGAAUGUGACUUAAGCAUAACCUUUUCGCUGGAGUUGUGAAACUGUUUAAUCACUUCUGUGAGAGUUCAGACAGGGGCUUAAGGAGGUGGAAGAGAAAGGGAAUUUUGGAAUAACUUUUUUAAAACUAAGUAACUCAACAGAAGUGUAUCAAAAACAAGAAAACGCCCACCUUAAACCAAAUGUUCUUCAGUCAUGACGCACCUUGCUGGCGUCUCAGCUUCCAACAUGCCCUUGCCUAAGAUUGGAUAGGGGGUGGGGGGCACAGGGGUAUUUUAAGGGCAAAUCUGAGGACUGGUUUUUAAAUAGGCUUUAAAAUAUAAGGCCAAUAUUAGCAUAAUGCUAUAAUUCUACUAAAAGGCUUCAGAGUGGCAGAAGUUCCGCUCAUGUCUUAGUGGGAGGUUCAGAAGCCUGCGGGAAGGUCGGACAUAAAAACAGGUAGUAGCACUUUUCCAAAAGAAAAAAUAAAAGCAAAAUAGAUGGGAAAAGAACAUGGACCUCAUUUCAUCUAUUUUAUUCUAAUACCAUCGUAAAAAUUUUUUUCUCCACCAAUAUAUUACCAGUAAAUACAUAUAAAAAGAGUAGGGGGACUCAAGUCUAGAAAAUCCUAAUUUUUUUUUUAUGUUUUAAGAAAGGGGGAAAAAACUACAUUAUUUUUGUAAAGUAUUUAUUGAGUCAUUGAGUCUUGUGCAUCAAGCAUUGUAAUAUGACCUGGUUAUGUAGUGUGGAACUUAAGACAAAGAGGUUGUUCUUAUGCAAUUUUUCCUUGCAAAACUCCAGGAAAAGAGAAUAUAUUAUAAAAUCAUAAUAAAAUGUGUUACCUGCAAUAAA